AAAUCAACGCGAGAGACGACCCGACUGAGAACGCGGAGGAAAACGUCCCCGACUAUAACGUGAGAUCGGCGACGAGAGAAACGGCUAUUGUGGCUGAACCUGCUGCCAUCGAUCCCACGGUGUUACGCGCUCGAAGCCGAUCGAGCAGUUUUUCUACUAUGUCAACGGUGGCGCCGGGACCGGCAAAUCGCAUCUGAUCAAAUGCAUCCACGCGGACGCCACGAAAAUACUGCUCAGACUACCACGACUGGCUGAGGAAGCGGACAUUUGCAAACAGACUGUUGUUCUCGCAGCCUUCACGGGUACGGCGGCAUUUAACAUUUCAGGGACCACUUUGCAUUCUCUCCUCAAACUGCCGAGAAGUCUCAGACCCCCGUAUCAAGGCCUGGGCAACAAACUGGACGAAGUCAGAGCGGAGCUUUCGAUCGCUGAAAUACUCAUUAUCGACGAGAUUUCCAUGGUGUCAAAAGACCUUUUUGCCUACGUGAGUACCAGAUUGAAACAAAUCAAAGGAAUCGAUUUACCUUUUGGCGGUAUGUCUGUGCUUGCUGUCGGAGAUUUCUUUCAGCUCCCUCCUGUGAGACAAUCCAAACCUUUGUGCGUGUACGAUCCUACUCGGCUGGACCACUGGCGCGACAACUUCAAAAAGAUCACGCUCACGGACAUCAUGAGGCAGAAAGAUGAUGCCGCCUUUGCCGAAGUGCUGAACAGACUCCGCGUCAAAGACAGGUCUCGCGAACUGUCGGAACCGGACGCAUCUCUGCUUGCUACGAGGUACGCUUCUCCAGUAACGUGUCCAAAGAAUAUUCUGCAUAUUUUUGCCACCAAUAAGCAGGUAGACGGCCAUAAUUCCGCGAUGCUGAAUCUGCUUCAUAAGGACGUUGUGCAAAUCGACGCCGAUGACUACAAGAAAGACAAAAAAACCGGCAGAAUGGCAAGGCAAGCGACCCCUGUCCGAGGACCUAAGAACGGGUUGCCCGACUCGAUCAAAGUCGCCGUCGGCGCCCGCGUCAUGAUCACACGCAAUAUUGAUGUUCAAGCAGGUCUGUGCAACGGGACAUUUGCAAAAGUUGUGCAAUUGGUGAAUUACCCAAACGAAGCGCGUGUACAGAAACUCGGGCUGGAGCUAGAUUGUGUCGCUAAGACGAGAAGUGCUGAGAAUUCUGUGUUCAUUGACAGACAGGAGGAGAGGAUGCAGAAUACCGGAGUGGUGCGCCGGCAGUUUCCCGUUAAGCUUGCUUUUGCUUGCACGAUCCAUAAGGUACAAGGCAUGACAACAUCUGAGGCCGCGGUUUCGCUGAAAGGCGUUUUCGAACACGGCAUGGGCUACGUAGCUCUGAGUAGAGUGACUUCGCUCAGCGGUCUUCAUAUUCUGCAUAUGGAUGAGAGAAAAAUUCAUGCAAAUCCGGAAAUCACUGCUGCUCUUGCUGAGAUGACAGAGGAUUCUUUGGACGGCGUGAUGCCCCUGUUUCACGUGAUGCCGAGGGUGGAUAAAGCAAAGGACCUGAUCGUCGUCCAUCAUAACACCGAAGGGCUGUCUUGUCACGUGCAGGAUAUCGCGUGUCACCACGAACUGCGUUUUGCUGAUGUUUUGUGCCUCACAGAAACGCACCUCCGAGGAUCUGCGGCCGCCUGCUUGGAAGGCUAUACCAUGUUUCACAGGAAUCGAAGUGAUUCUUAUACAACCUGUCCCGACUUGGCGACAAAACCCGGUGGCGGCGUAGGUAUUUGUGUCAAAAGUCACAUCGCGGCCCAGGAAAAGAAAUACGUACAGGGUGUGACCGAUAUUGAAUUUGUUGCGGUGAAACUGGAAGCUCCCAUCAAUUUGUUGAUCGCUGCCGUUUACAGGCCUCCCGGGCACAGUCUGCGCGCAUUUCUGCCAAGCUUGGGAAACCUGUUGCGUUAUCUUGAAGUCAUGGACCAUCACCAGAUCUUGGUAUGUGGCGAUUUUAACGAAGAUGCGCUCUCCGCCUCGUACAAGCCCGUCCUUGAAUUGUUUUGCUCAAAGGGUUACACGCAGCUCAUAACCACUGCUACCACUGACAAAAACACAUUGAUCGACCUAAUUUUUGUCUCUCGACCUCAGUGUGCUCUUUAUUCAGGUGUCCUGCAAACGUACUACAGCUAUCAUAAUCCUGUUUUCUGUGUCUUGAAUACUGAAAGAGUUUCUUUUAUCUGGCGAAAGCAGUUCGACCCACAAUGGAGGCCAGAGGUAAACAUUCUCCACAAAGACCUUGAGGAUGCAAAAACUUCCAGCGUGGACCAAUGACUCCCAAACCAGGGAGGCGAGAACCAAGACUUAU
Syngnathus typhle (broad-nosed pipefish) is the source of this 2303-nucleotide messenger RNA. RefSeq lists its product as uncharacterized. The transcript has 3 exons. Lineage: Eukaryota; Metazoa; Chordata; Actinopteri; Syngnathiformes; Syngnathidae. Gene Ontology annotation, biological process: DNA repair; telomere maintenance. Bases 458 to 2269 code for a protein of 603 amino acids. The record is from RefSeq and is a predicted model, not a curated record. Gene Ontology annotation, molecular function: DNA helicase activity.